AUGGGCUGGCGCAGAACCGUGCGGGGACGCAUGGGGGAGUCCCUCUCGGUCACCUGCGAGUACCAGCCCGGCCUGGAGAUGAACCCGAAGUUCUGCUGCAAACCGGGAACGGUUUAUACCUGUGCUGAGGACAUCGUCAUCACUUCGGAGUCACAGCCCGUGGUGCAGAAGGGCCGAUUCUCCAUCCGGGAUAACCGCACACACCUGGUGUUCACAGUGACUGUGGAGGAUCUGACAGAGGAGGAUGCGGGAAUCUACCGCUGUGGGAUGCGAACAGGAAGGCUCCAGUUAGAUUGGAGUGAUGAAGUGGAGGUGAUCGUGUUGCCAGGUCAGUCCCUGCACAAUUCCACCCCAGCAACAGUGAGCACAGCGCUGGGGGGCCGGGGACAGACUACGGGAGGAGGUGUCACCCUGAGCGAGGGGGGAUGGAGAGGGACAAAGUGCCCUCCUGGCACCCGCUGCAUCAGUCGCUCCUUCACACCUGCAACCCCGACGCUCCAGCCGGAUGCUCCGGAGGGAACCCGUGGCUCUUUCCGCUACUUCCCGGUGCUGGCCGGGCUGCAGCUGCUGGCGCUGCUGGUCAUGAGCGCGGCCGUGCUCUGGGUCAGCCUGCGGGGCUGA
Molecule: messenger RNA, 621 nt
Organism: Manacus vitellinus (golden-collared manakin)
Lineage: Eukaryota; Metazoa; Chordata; Aves; Passeriformes; Pipridae
Product: CMRF35-like molecule 6
Exons: 1
Coding region: 1-621 (206 amino acids)
Cellular component (GO): plasma membrane
Molecular function (GO): transmembrane signaling receptor activity
Source: RefSeq, a predicted model, not a curated record